Messenger RNA from Brachypodium distachyon (stiff brome), 2970 nucleotides. RefSeq names its product translation initiation factor IF-2. Gene Ontology annotation, molecular function: GTP binding; GTPase activity; translation initiation factor activity. The transcript is spliced from 7 exons. Bases 387 to 2522 code for a protein of 711 amino acids. Lineage: Eukaryota; Viridiplantae; Streptophyta; Magnoliopsida; Poales; Poaceae. Gene Ontology annotation, biological process: translational initiation. The record is from RefSeq and is a predicted model, not a curated record.
CGCCAUUCCCCGUUUAUCCAGCUCGCCAUUCAGUUCAGAAAACCUAGUUCCCCAUCGUCACGUCUCCGGCGACCACCCUCCGCCGGCUUCCUGCUCAACCGCGCCGGCGGCCCACGCGUCCCUGGAAGAUCCCGAUAGGAAACACAACCCUAGCCUAGCGGUCGUCCCUGCCGCGGCGGUUGCCGCCGUCCUCGGCGACCCCCUAAGGCUAGCGCCCUCCUGACGUCCGCCCUAGAGCCGACCUUGUCCCAUCCCCCACCUCCGCGGCCUCCUCCUCGUGCAUGGCGACAUUAUCGCCUCUCGGAAUCUGAAGCGCCCGUCAGGCCCUAUUUCGUGUCCCGGGGUCGUCGAGUGGAGUGGUCAGGCCGGAGGGAGGAUCACCGAGAAUGGCGUGGCGCGUGUUGCUGCGAAGAAAGGAUGUCCACACAGGCCUUUUGAAUUUGGCCUUCCGCGCUGGUGGAACGGAGUGUUUCUCCAGUGGAGCUGUUGCAAAGCCAUCGCAGUUCAUACAUUGCAAUAAACUCCAAGGUGCUGCUAACUGUACGAUCUUUAAACACUACCCUAUCAGGAAUUUUCAUGCAGGUGUGUAUAUGUUAGCAUGGAGUCGGAAAAAGGAGGAUGUUGUAGGGUUAAAAGCACCGAAAAAGGAGAAGCGGGUAAGGAAAGAAACUAGGACUCAACCUCCGGUAGAAGCGCCAUAUGUUGCACCAAAACCAAAGAUGACCAUCAAAACAUCACCGGAUAAAACUGUUGAGAUUUUUGAUGGCAUGACACUGCUCGACCUAUCUAAACGAUCCGGUGCAACUAUCAGUGCACUUCAAAGCAUACUACAAGAUCUUGGCGAGAAGGUUGAAUCAGAGUUCGAUUCUAUCAGCAUUGAUCUUGCUGAGUUAGUUGCUAUGGAAAUUGGUGUUAAUAUCAAAAGAAUGCACACAGGUGAAGGCACAGUUGAACCACGGCCUGCUGUUGUAACAGUUAUGGGUCAUGUUGAUCAUGGUAAAACAUCACUUCUGGAUUCCCUACGGCAAACAUCUGUUGCAGCUAAGGAAGCUGGCGGGAUCACUCAGCAUAUAGGUGCCUUUGUUGUUGAGAUGACAUCAGGAGCUUCUAUCACGUUUCUUGACACACCAGGGCAUGCUGCAUUUAGUGCAAUGCGGGCUAGAGGUGCAGCUGUUACAGAUAUUGUAGUGCUUGUGGUUGCAGCAGAUGAUGGUGUGAUGCCACAAACACUUGAAGCUAUGUCACAUGCAAAAGUAGCAAAUGUUCCCAUCGUUGUUGCUAUAAACAAAUGUGACAAAUCUGGGGCUGAUCCUGAGAGGGUCAGAAUUCAGCUUGGUUCUGAAGGAUUGCUUUUGGAGGAUAUGGGUGGUGAUGUACAGGUUGUUGAAAUUUCUGCAUUAUCCAAACUUGGUUUGGAUAAACUGGAAGAGGCGUUGCUCCUUCAAGCUGAGAUAAUGGACCUGAAAGCCAGAACAGACGGGCCUGCUCAAGCUUUUGUGGUGGAGGCAAGGGUGGACAGGGGCAGGGGACCACUAGCUACAGCUAUUGUUAAGUCCGGCACAUUAAUCAGUGGGCAAUACAUUGUCGUGGGAGCAGAGUGGGGAAGAAUUAGAUCGCUUAGAGAUACGGCAGGUAAAGUAACAGAGGCUGCAAAACCCGCAAUGCCUAUUGAAAUUGAGGGGCUAAGGGGCCUUCCUAUGGCUGGGGAUGAUGUAGUGGUUGUUGACUCCGAGGAAAGGGCAAGAAUGCUUAGUCAAGGGAGGAAGAAGAAACAGGAGAAAGAUAGGCUUAGGAAGAUUGAUGAAGGUAUGACAGAGGAGGCAGAAAUUGCAGAAGAGACUCCUGAGAGAGUUGAGAUGCCCAUUAUUGUCAAAGCUGAUGUACAGGGCAGUGUUCAAGCAGUUACAGAUGCCUUAAGAAGUCUUAAUAGUCCACAGGUGUUUGUGAAUAUUGUUCAUGUUGGUGUGGGCCCAGUAAGUGAACAUGACAUUGAUCUGGCACAAGCAUGCCGAGCAUACAUAGUUGGUUUCAACGUUCGCAAUCCACCGAGUGCAAUCACUCUAGGAGCAACACAAGCCAACAUAAAGAUUUUGCUGCACAAGGUGAUUUACCAUCUCCUUGAGGAAAUGGGAAGGCUGAUUGUGGAGAAGGCACCAGGGGUUGCUGAAACCCAAAUUUCAGGGGAGGCUGAGGUUCUGAACAUAUUCGAGCUGAAAGGGCGUAGCAAAUCAAAAGGGCCAGACAUCAAGAUUGCUGGCUGCCGGAUAACCGACGGACACUUCAGCAGAUCUGGAACCAUGAGACUAUUGAGGAGCGGAGAUGUCGUCUUUGAGGGUCCAUGUGCAUCUCUGAAGCGAGAGAAGCAGGAUGCUGACACUCUCGACAAGGGUUCCGACUGUGGGCUGGUGAUUGAGGAUUGCGAUCAUUUCCAGGUUGGGGAUACCAUCCAGUGCUUGGAGCAGGUGAUCAGGAAACCCAAGUUCAUAUCCACACAAAGCGGGGCAGUCAGGAUAGAGUGCUGAACUGGUGAUUGAUAGUAAUUGUUUGCCGAUGUCAUGAUCCUAUUGCUGGGAAUUCAACCAUUUUUGUUUUGAACUGACCAAGAUUUUGACAAUGUAGCGAGAUAAAAGUGACAGGGGUGGAAUGCUUACUAUUUUCGCUCAAAUGACCAGUUGCAAGUUGCAGCCACACUGAACACCCAUCCAAUGAUUUGUUGGAACAAAACCAUCUCAUCUAGGUGCUUUGAGCUAUGAACCAUUAUGAAGCAUGCGUACUUGAGAAGGAAGCUAGGUUUGUGUAUACUUAAGUUUCCAUGAGUUUUACACGCAGUCGCAUGGUGUAUCUUUAUGCCAGCCUUGAAAUAGGUUGGGGACACUAUACAGUGCUUAGUUUCAACCAAUGUUCUUGUACUGGUAGUGUUUAGAUGCGUUGGGACCUGAGAGUGUGCCUUAUAUAUUCAAUUUUCCUUAA